GAGGGCUGUACGUCAUUUCCGUCCAGGCCGGAACUCAAGAUGGCUGCGCUCUUGCUGAGACACGUUGGCCGUCAUUGCCUCCGAGCCCACCUUAAUUCUCAGAUCUGUCUCAGAAAUGCUGUUCCUUUGGGAACCACAGCCAAGGAAGAGAUGGAGCGGUUCUGGAAUAAGAACACGAGUUCAAAACGUCCUGUUUCUCCCCACCUCACUAUCUACAGAUGGUCUCUUCCCAUGGUAAUGUCCAUUUGCCACCGUGGCACUGGUGUGGCCUUAAGUGGAGGGGUCUCUCUUUUUGGCCUGUCGGCACUGCUGCUUCCUGGGAACUUUGAAUCUUAUUUGAUGUUUAUCAAGUCCCUGUGUUUGGGGCCAGCAUUGAUCCACUCAGCUAAGUUUGUGCUUGUCUUCCCUCUCAUGUACCACUCGUUGAAUGGGAUCCGACACUUGGACUAUCUUUCUGGAAACAUUGAUCUAAGUGUGCUGUCCCAUGGAGGGAGGAUGUUUUAUCUGUACAGUCUGGAAGCUGUGUAUAAAGGCCUUUGGCAUUCUGGAGCACAUUCACCGUCAUAUCACUACCACAUGAGAGGACUUGAUUUUCAGUCACUGGGGGAGUGGUGGUAGAUAUGGGACCUAGGGAAAGGCCUGUCGAUCUCCCAGGUCUAUCAGUCUGGAGUGGCUGUCUUGAUGCUUGCUGUGCUGUCCUCUGUAGGGCUGGCAGCCAUGUGAAGAGCUGAAAUUCCCAUCAUCGUCCUAUACAUUAUCACACUGAUUUAUAUUCCCAUUUAUCACUCUUAUCCCCAGUCACCAAGGUUCCCCUGAUUUGUUUAGAUGCCAUGUGCUUCAGAUCCCACUGGAGCUCAGUAGAGAGGCUUGAAGACCUGUAGUAGUAGAAAAAGGUCAUUUUCCCUGGGCCUGGAGCCCUUACUCCCAAUCCACAUUUGACUUUGAUUUGUGCUGAGGGUCAGCUUUCGACUCCUUCUUGCUGAGACAGUGGAAACAAUGGCAGUCCUGUGGCUGCCCUUGGUGCCACUGCCUGUGGGCUGCUGGCUUAAAGGACAGUUCGGUUCAUUGGUCAGCUCAGGGCCUUUAGCGCCCACACAGUGUGCCUGAGAGAAGAGAGGUGGAGGGAGGGAAUGGCUCUGCCCAGCUAGAGGGAGAGAAAGAGCGAGUUGGAUCUGGGGAGCUCAUGCUUGGGAAAAGAUAUAGAUGGAGCUUUUGAUGGAUGAGGAAGAUCCAAUGUGUUUUCUGUUCUGUUUUUCACUUCUAGUAAAACACACCUUUAAUGUCAUGUUUUCUAAUCUAAAUUCUUGUACCAUCUUCUUUGGAAAUGAUUAAAAUACUUCUCAUUUCAUGUUUCA
Messenger RNA from Cricetulus griseus (Chinese hamster), 1355 nucleotides. NCBI's taxonomy places the organism in Eukaryota, Metazoa, Chordata, Mammalia, Rodentia, Cricetidae. The record is from RefSeq and is a predicted model, not a curated record.